Sorghum bicolor (sorghum) is the source of this 1478-nucleotide messenger RNA. RefSeq names its product zinc finger CCCH domain-containing protein 28-like. The transcript is spliced from 9 exons. Gene Ontology annotation, molecular function: metal ion binding. Lineage: Eukaryota; Viridiplantae; Streptophyta; Magnoliopsida; Poales; Poaceae. The record is from RefSeq and is a predicted model, not a curated record. Bases 48 to 1046 code for a protein of 332 amino acids.
GCCUAUAUCCCUCCCCUCCAGACCAAACUACCCUCCCCCACGCCAGGAUGGCCUCCGCCGAAAUCCCCAACUCCAGCCCCGACGCCACCAACCGCGCCGCCGCCGCCGCCGCCGGCCCCGACCUCUCCUCUUCGCCGCCGCUCCCGCCGCGCAAGCGCCGCCUUUCGCCUUCCCCAUCCCCCACGCGCUCCGCGUCACGCUCUCGGUCCCCCCGCUCUCGCUCCCCGCGCGGCCGCCGCUCCCGCUCCCGCUCCCGCAGCCGGAGCCGCAGCCGCAGCCGCAGCCCGCAGUACCCGCCCGAUGGCAAGCGGCGGCGGCACAACGACCUUAACGUGGAGGCGUGCCGCGACUUCCUCCGCGACAGGUGCACCCGCUCCGACCUCGAGUGCAGAUACGCACACCCUCACAACUCCGUUUCCGUCGACCGGGACAAUAAGGUGACGGCUUGCGCGGAUUCUCUGAGGAAUAAUUGCUUCCGGGGGAGGACAUGCCGUUACUACCAUCCGCCUCCACAUAUCCAAGAGCAAUUGCUGAGAUCAAUUGGUGUGGAAGACCCAAAGGUGAAGACGCAGAUCUGCAGAGAUUUCACACGUGGGAAGUGUUCAAGAUCAGCAAAUGAGUGCCGUUUCUUGCACCAUUCAUCUGUUGAAGAUGUUGCAAUUGUUUGCCAAGAUUUCUUGCGUGGACAGUGCAAUCGCAUAGCAUGUAGGUACUCUCACGUAGUAGCACAUCCAGUGCCACCAAUGAGCCAUGUUCCUAUGCCAUACCCUGAGAUGCUUUACAUGCCACCACCACCACCACCACCCCUUGGAGUACCAAUGAUGGGGCCUCUGCCUUCGCCUCCUAGACCAUUUGCUGAUAAUAAGAACAGAGUUGAAGUAUGCAGGGACUUCUUGAAGAACAUGUGCAAUAGGGAAUCCUGCCGGUUUGCACACCCUGAGACACAUACAACGGCGGCGAGCGCCAAUGUUGAAGUAUGCCGUGAUUUUAAACGAGGAGAAUGCACUCGACCUGCCUGUCGCUAUUUUCAUCCAUAUACAAGCUGAAGUUUUCUGUUAGCUAAAAUGGGUACUGCUUGUUUCCUCAGCUUGAGUGCUCUGCCCAGCGCCGCUGCUACCGCUGUGCUGCUGCUGCUGCCGCCGCCGCCAAUUCUGCUUCUGCCACCAAAGAGCUGCUGCGCUGGCUGCUGCGUCGCUAAGGUGCCAUAGAGCAUGGAAGCCGUAGAAGGUGCUAUGUAUGCAUGGAAUAAAAGAUACUAUCAUGCUGUGGUAUUCUGAUGGUUGCUUGAACUUGCUUGACUCAAUGGUUAAGUAGUACCCUGUCACUAUGAGGGCUGUGGGUGUGGUUAUGUAUUUGUUGUUUUAAAGAUUAUAUUGUGACGUGAGCUCAUUUGGUAUCUGCACUUUUAAUCGGUGGACAAAAUAUUCCCCGUGUUUCGUGAUGGCCUGCUUCUGGUUCAAACAGGCACCACCAGAGGA